Radiomyces spectabilis is the source of this 2034-nucleotide messenger RNA. RefSeq lists its product as uncharacterized. Lineage: Eukaryota; Fungi; Mucoromycota; Mucoromycetes; Mucorales; Radiomycetaceae. Gene Ontology annotation, biological process: mRNA processing. Gene Ontology annotation, molecular function: mRNA binding. The transcript is spliced from 9 exons. Bases 134 to 2002 code for a protein of 622 amino acids. The record is from RefSeq and is a predicted model, not a curated record. Gene Ontology annotation, cellular component: spliceosomal complex.
GUCUUUGCGGAGUCCACCUUCACUUGGAAAAAGAAAAGUCACGUGCACAGUCUUUCCCUGGAACGAGUCUGAAAAGUGGUGUGAACUGUCUAGCUGGUGGAACGACCAAAAAUCAAGCAUCACUUCAUUCCUCAUGGAUCCUAAUCGCCAUAAUCCUUAUGCAGCGUACGGUCCCCCACCUGGAUUGUAUGGCAUGCCACCUCGACCUGGAUACCCGCCGGUUCCGCCAGGCGUCAUGCCGCCUUAUGGACCGCCUCGAGGAGGUCCAGGAGGUUUCGGACGACCACCACCACGCUUUCAUAUGCGACCUCCUCCUAUUAGUGCGCCUCCACCUCAAGAAUCCGACAAAUUAACGACCUUGUUUGUUGGUGCCAUUGCAGCUGGUAUCAGCGAUGGCUGGAUCGAAAGACUGUUAAAGACAUGUGGUUCCUUGACAAGUUGGAAACGUGUCAAAGAUCAGUCGGGAAAUCCGAAAGGAUUCGGCUUCGCUACAUAUGAAGAUCCCGAAAGCGUUUUACGAGCAUUAAGGAUUCUGGGUGCUGAAGGCGAGUCGUUUGAAGGACUUACGUUGACAGCUCAAGACGGUAGUGGGGUACAAAAGAAACUUAUUGUGAAGGCAGAUGACAAUGUUCGAAAUCAUUUAGAUCAGUACAAACAGUCAAAUAUGCAAACCGAUACGGACGAUGGCCGAGAUACCGAAGCACAGCAACAAGUUGAAAAGAUCGUAGAUGCCAUCAAUUCAGGGCAAGAUCCUGAAACCCCGACUGAAGGUACACCAGCUGACACUGAGAUGGAAGCAGCAGAAGAUCAAGAGGAUAUCGUCAGUAAAGAACUGGCCGCAUUCAGAGAACGAGCCGCCAUGCGAGACGAAUCACCACGACAGACUGAUGUCAAACCACGCGACCCAUCUCGAUCGAGAGAACGUCGAACCUCAUCGAUUGGACGAGAUAGUCGUGACAGUUCGAGAGAACCAAGAGGUCGAAGAGGCGAUCGGUUUAGUUCACGCCAAGAGUUUGUUCGCGGACCUUCUGAAUACGUGGAUGAAUUCGACGAGGAGGAUGACGAUGAAGAUGACGAGGAGAAGGAACAAAAGCGUCUCGAAAAGCAUGCCAAAGAAGUAGAAAUCGCUUUUCGACAGAGGGAGAAACGAUUUGAGGCCCGUGAAGAUCAACGGAUACGUGACUACCAGCAUUAUAUGCAGCGUAUGAAGGAACAGGAGGAGCGAGAGCAACGUAACAAAGAAGUAUGGGCAAAACGACUAGCUGAAUAUGAUGACGAGGUGGCAAUACAACGAGGCGAAGAUCACUUUUAUGUUGAUAGGUCGCGUUGGCGCAAAAUGCGUGAAAAUGUGCGGCGUCACGAAGAAGAUCGAGAUGAAGAGGAUCGACGAGCAGAAGCAUUUGAAAUCGAGGAAAAAAGACGAGCACUUGAGGAGGAGGGGCGUCGUCGCAAAGAAGCAGAGGCCAGACAACAUGCUGAAGAAGCAAGUAGAAUUGCUAUCAAACCCACCAAACUCAACUUUAAUAUGCCGAUUAAGCGCGUUACCAAUAUGGGCACGGGAGAGGAUGAUGAAGAUGAUGAAGAAGGGGGCAAGAAGCGCCGCGUGCUUGUUCCUUUGGACUAUGGUGAUGAAUUGACAUUGGAUGAAGCGCCACAUAUGGAUGCUGAAGAACGAACACGGCGUGUUAAAGAACUUAUCGGUUCCAUUCCAAGUUCAGAACAAGAGUUAUGGGACUGGCCUGUGAAAUGGGACGAGCUGGAUGAAGACCUCCUCGCCAACAAGUUACAACCGUUCAUAUCCAAAAAGAUUGAAGAAUUGAUUGGUGUAAGGGAAGAGGCGCUCAUCGGUUUCGUCCUAGAGUUUGUGCGAAAGCAUGAAGAACCACCCAGAGCUUUGGUCACAGAAUUAGAAAUGACAAUGGAUGAAGAAGCAUUAGUCUUUGUAAUGAAGUUAUGGAGAGCCCUCAUCUUUGAGACAGAAAGAAAGUCGCUCAAACUAUAAUAAUACAAACGCAAUAUCGAUUAUGUUCAAGU